This is a messenger RNA of Linum tenue, 500 nucleotides long. NCBI's taxonomy places the organism in Eukaryota, Viridiplantae, Streptophyta, Magnoliopsida, Malpighiales, Linaceae. The record is from the annotation of a GenBank genome assembly.
CUGGUUUGUGUAUAUAUACAUGCAACUGUGUCUACAUGUAAUCUAUCUACAAAGCACUGAACCAUCUUCUGCAAAAUCAUGGCUGAUAAAAACAGAGACAACAAGGCACAAGACAAGCAGCAGCAGCAGCAGCCUCCAGAAGGAUACCCAACAGAGAAUCGCACUGAUCACCCCACUGGGAAGAAGUGCUGCCCCCAAACAAAGAAGAAAGGAGACAGAGGCUUCAUUGAAGGAUGUCUCUUCGCUCUGUGCUGCUGCUGGCUUUGUGAAGCUUGUUUCUGAAUCUUUGCUAAGUUUCAUCAACAUGGCCUAGUUUCUACCUUAUAGUCUUUCAUUGCUUGUCAUCUAUCUGUGAUUAAAUGUUUUCUCUUUCCCCUUUUCUGUCUUAAGGAAAGUAAAUUGCUUGUAUGAUUAUAGCUUGCCACCCCCCCUAUGGUUGUAAAAUAAAGUGAUUCCUAGAUCUUUGUUCUCUUUAUCCAAUUACUCCUGCUAUUUGGUUC